Molecule: messenger RNA, 2271 nt
Organism: Monodelphis domestica (gray short-tailed opossum)
Lineage: Eukaryota; Metazoa; Chordata; Mammalia; Didelphimorphia; Didelphidae
Gene: KYAT3
Product: kynurenine aminotransferase 3
Biological process (GO): biosynthetic process
Cellular component (GO): mitochondrion; cytoplasm
Molecular function (GO): L-kynurenine:2-oxoglutarate transaminase activity; pyridoxal phosphate binding
Source: RefSeq, a predicted model, not a curated record
UUCCCAGUUCUUCAAGGUACAUCGAGCCCCUCCUUCCCUCCCGAGACUCCUCCUCCCAAAGUAGGCCACGCCCCCUCCCCUGACCCACCUCCCCACACUUGGGUUUACUCCUCCUUAGACCCCAGCGCUGGAAGCCUUAUAGGUAUGUUUUUAAUUAGGCGGCAUCUCCACUCCCUCAUCAAUACAGCAGAACUACUGAAGAUCAUUUGUGCUUCGGGACCCCCCAGUUUUUCUGCUUCUGCUAAAAUGCCCAAGACAUUCAAAAAUGCAAAACGAAUUGAAGGACUUGAUAGUAAUUUGUGGGUGGAAUUUACUAAGCUCUGCGCAGACCCCUCUGUUGUGAAUCUUGGCCAAGGCCUGCCAGAUAUCCCCCUUCCUCUCUAUGUGAAGGAAGAGUUAUCAAAGGUGGCCGCCAUUGACCGACUGAAUCAGUACACUCGGAGCUUUGGACAUCCAGCACUGGUGGAAGUUUUGUCUUCUCUAUAUGGAAAGAUUUAUGAAAGGCAUAUUGAUCCACUGAAAGAAAUAAUAGUCACAGUGGGAGGAUAUGGAUCUCUUUUUAAUGCUAUACAAGGAUUCAUUGACAAAGACGAUGAAGUGAUUAUCAUCGAGCCUUUCUAUGACUGCUAUGAGCCCAUGGUGAAAAUGGCAGGAGCGACCCCUGUCUUUAUCCCCUUACACUAUAAACCUAUUAAGGGAAAUGAAAGUUCCAGUGCCUCAUGGACGUUAGAUAUUGAUGAGCUGGGAAGUAAAUUUAGUUCAAAAACCAAAGCUAUUAUAAUAAAUACUCCGCAUAAUCCCAUCGGCAAGGUGUAUUCCAGAAAAGAACUUCAGUCCAUCGCUGAGCUUUGUAUUAAACAUGAUGUCAUUUGCAUCAGUGAUGAGGUUUAUGAAUGGCUGGUGUACACUGGAAAUAAGCAUAUAAAAAUAGCUACUUUGCCAGGUAUGUGGGAAAGAACAAUCACUAUAGGAAGUGCUGGAAAGACCUUCAGUGUGACUGGAUGGAAGAUUGGUUGGUCUAUUGGUCCCGAGACUCUCAUAAGACACAUGCAGACUGUGCAACAGAACACCAUUUACACAUGUGCAACUCCUUUACAGGAGGCUUUGGCUCGAGCUUUUGGGGUUACCCUUAAACACAUGGACGGGCCAGACUGCUACUUCAGAACUCUGCCCCGGGAGCUGGAAGCGAAGCGGGAUCGGCUGACCGGGUUACUGAGCAGUGCCGGCCUGAAACCCACAGUCCCGGAGGGGGGAUACUUCGUCAUUGCCGACGUCUCCUCACUGAAUGCAGACCUCUCUGAUAUGAAUGAAGAUGAAAAUUAUGACUACAAGUUUGUGAAAUGGAUGACUAAAAAUAAGAAAUUGUCAGCCAUUCCCGUUUCCGCAUUCUGUAGCUCCAGCAACAAAGAAAAGUUUGAGAAAUUUGUACGGUUUUGCUUCAUUAAACAAGACAGUACCCUGGAUGCUGCAGAGAAGAUCAUCAAGGCCUGGGCAAAGGGAUCCUAAUUUUUGCUAAUGUUCAUGUGGCUUUUGUUGAUUUAAAAAAAUGAAGUUGCUGCCACCUACUGGAUAUUGAAAAACAAAUCUUUUAGUACAAAUAAUAUACCUUAUUGGAUGUUUUAAGGCAGUCAUGUAAUGUGGGGACUUUCAAAGAAAAUUAGUAGAAAUAAACAAAAAAUAUUGACACUGAAUGUAGGAAGAAAAUCAAAAGAACUGAUAAUUGCUGCAUUUCAUUAUUCCAGACAAAUCUUGGAAGAGAAGUGUUAAGAGAGUUUUUAUUUCCCCUUUUUUAUAUUUAAGAGAAAAAGGAACAAUAAUAUUUUUCAGGAAGAGACCCCCUGCUGUGCCUUUUGUCAAUUAGCCACAGUUAGAAGGGUGUGGCUGAAGAGAGCUAGUCAGUUGCAGAGAGUGCAAAAGGCUUUUUCUCUCUGAGUCUCCUGGGGAGAGGGUAUGCUGCUAGCACUCUCUGGUUAGAGACAGAGAACAGAAUUAAGGCCUUAAUAGCCUUAUUAUUCAUUAAUAACCUGGGUAGAUAAGGUAGAUAGAUAGUGCUUAUAGGAUUAGAUAGUGAGAGUAAGAGAAUAGGCGAGUGCUUCAGCCUAGCAGAAGAUACAGCCCUCUGAGGCAGAUGGAUUUAGGGUGUUUUAGAGAAAUUUAGUUAGGUUUGGGAUGUGGGGUAUACAAGCUAUUGUGAGAUUACUUUCACUUUCCUCCUUCCUAUUUCCUAUCCAUAUUUCCUAAUAAUAAACUAAGUGUUUUGCAUUUAACAAA